Anopheles funestus (African malaria mosquito) is the source of this 3359-nucleotide messenger RNA. Its product is annotated as lachesin-like. The coding region runs from base 1511 to 3007 and encodes 498 amino acids. The record is from RefSeq and is a predicted model, not a curated record. Lineage: Eukaryota; Metazoa; Arthropoda; Insecta; Diptera; Culicidae. The transcript is spliced from 12 exons. Gene Ontology annotation, cellular component: neuron projection.
CAAGGAACGAACAUCAACCUUGCUUGGAACGUUCGUUUUGUUUGUUGUCAAAAAACCGGCUUGACGACGAUAGGACGAGCGAGCACACUUUGUUAGUUGCUCGGGGUGCACUUACCAUCGGUUGCCCGAACGAUCGGAUACGGUUCGGCAUCCGGUUCCUGAAACGUUCACCAGAUCAUGUGUUUUAUCGUUUACAAAAGCAACGGCAUCCGAAUACAUUCGGCCAGUUCUGCAUGCAGCAUUGGCUAGGUCAGAUCCUUUGCCACGGCAAGCAACCGUUGUGUUUUGUUUGUUUGUUGCGACUGGAUGGGUGUUGCGUGUACGGCGGUAAGGACACGGAAAGUACAAUUUCGUGACAAUCGGCAAUAAAAACAUUUCAAACAAAGGAAACCAAAACAGUGUAAAGAGCGAAGGUAACAAAAAUAUAAACGCAAAAAAGCGGUGAAAAGCAAGGAAGCAAAACGAGAAAAAAAACUCAUACACAACGAUUGCGAUAAAAAAGUGACCGUCGACGCGAACGAGCCGAGAACCGGUGCGGCAUCAAACCCGCGGAUAUCGCACACCAUCUGUGCGUCUUACCCGGCGGCAACGGUGGCACCGGUGACUACGGAAGGAAGGUCUGGAAUGCUAUUUCUUCGCUAUCAGUUUGGCAGCCAAAGCAUCAGCUAAAAGGAGAAAGUGAGCGGCCCACCGAAAGGUGAAAUCCUACUGCUGGCCAGUGACGGAGACCAAACGGGAAGGGAAUAUUUACUAUGCAAGGAUAAAGUGAAGUGAGAAAAUUCCGAGUGUUUUAUUUGGUGCCUAGAGCUUCUACCAUGCGCCCCCAUUCGACGGUUGUUGGUUGUUGGGCCCUUCGUACAUUAAGCAUCGAACCAUUGGGCAGAGUCUAACGACCGUACAACUGUACCGUAUGUGCGCACAAGGGGUUCCAACAUGAUUUCGGUCGCGUGAGUCGGUCGUAAGGCGUUAGUGUGCUCAUUGUUGUGUCGGGCAUUGCAGUUCCGGGAUUGCUAGCUGUGUGGAACCGACAGCUACGACGACGACGACGACGUCGACUGUAAACAUCAGCUCCAUGAACCGUAUUGCUUUUCCUAGGAAAACGUAUAUUCACACGGAGACGGGUUCGGUUGGAUCAGUGGCUAUCUAAAUGUGUAUACUUUCUAAAGCAAACUAGUCUUCUCCUCUUGCUGGAUGCACCCCAACUUCCAAGAUAGUGGAAGUGUGAGUAUAACACAUCCACACAUACACACACACGCACCCACAUACGCAAACGCACACGGACAUUCGAUCGAGUCGGAAGCAUACGUUGUCAGCUGAAUUCGGUUAGUUCACCUGCUGACCGCCGGUUGGUGCACUAGUUUUACCCCACAAACCUCAUUCGACCCAUCGGUGUGUUGGUUGGCCCAAACAGCCCCGACUUGUACAGUCGGAUUCUUCCAUUCAAACCGAGCGUUUGUCUUGGAUCGCAUGAAAACCGGCACUGGCCACUGGAUAAUCACAGCUACAUCUGAUGGUGCACAACUGCACUGAGCUGCAUCGAAUUGCACACACCGCGACGUUCGAGGGCGGACGCAACAUGACGACGUCCAGCAUGGGGAGACCACCUCUGCUCCGAGUGAGAAUGGAAUUUCUCCAGUGGUCCACGAUAGCGCUGGUCAUUGUGGCGUGUGUACUGAAUGCAGCCCACAUCUCGGCCACUGCUCAGGGAGAACAAGAUGAAACGAUGGAGGAAACUAAUUCGUAUAUACUGGAUAAAGAUUUACCCAAGUUUGGAGAACCGAUACAAAAUCUCACCGUUCCGGUUGGGCGUGAAGCGGUACUGACCUGUGUUAUCAACAAUCUUCAGACAUACAAGGUGGCGUGGCUCCGUGUCGAUACGCAAACAAUACUGACGAUUCAAACGCAUGUCAUUACGAAAAAUCACCGCAUGACCAUCGCACAUGUUGAGGGACGUGCCUGGGUGUUGCGCAUCCGCGAUGUAAAAGAAUCGGACAAGGGAUGGUACAUGUGCCAGGUCAACACCGAUCCGAUGCGUAAUCAGAUCGGCUACCUGAACGUUGUAGUGCCGCCCAACAUCCUGGACUACCCAACCAGCACCGAUAUGGUGGUGCGCGAGGGAAGCAACGUUACACUGAAAUGUGCCGCUUCCGGUUCACCGACUCCUUCCAUCAUAUGGCGACGGGAAGGCAAUGAGCCUGUCAGCGCGGGCGCGACCAGCCUGAACAGCUCCACCUUUUCCAUUUCGCGAGUUAAUCGACUGCAUAUGGGGGCAUAUUUGUGCAUCGCAUCGAAUGGUAUCCCACCGUCGGUCAGCAAACGCGUCAUGUUGAUUGUCCAUUUUCCACCGAUGAUAUGGAUUCAGGAUCAGCUCGUUGGCGCCGCCCUGGGACAGCGUUUGACUCUCGAAUGUCAAUCGGAGGCUUACCCACGCUCCAUCAAUUACUGGAUGAAGAAUGACACCAUCAUAACGCAAGGCAAACAUUUUGAUCCUUCGAUUAAGGAAAUCAACAGCUAUAAGGUGGUGAUGAAGCUCACAAUAAAAGACAUCAACAUUGCCGACUUUGGAACGUACAAAUGUGUGGUAAAAAAUUCACUCGGUGAAACAGAUGGCUCGAUUAAAGUUUAUCACAUUCCAUCUACUACUGCUUUGGCCACCAGUCCACCCAUGACGACAACAGUAGCAACCACCACCGAAACAGUGCUUCGGAAAAAUUAUAAAAACAAAAUCUACCGCCCACCGUUGGAUGAAUUUUCAUCUUCAUCCAAUAAAAUCAUGGGCACAGGAGAUAGUUCCGAAACGUGGAACAUUGAUGGAUCGAUUGAGAAAGAUCGUGAUCAUCGGUACCGGGAUAAUGGGGCCAGCUACAAGGAAGAUCAACGGGAAAAGGAAGCAUUCGUUGAUACCGAAGGUAAUUCGCAAGCCACUCUACACUGGACACCAGCUGCAAAUGGUCUACUGAUCUGUGUCUGUUACACACUGCUCAUUGCUACGAUCAGUGUCAGGUGAUUUCCGCGUUAAAUCCAGCUUCCGCUACGAGCCGAAAUGCAUACGGACAACUUAACAAUUACGCAAACAACAUUACUGAACUAUAGAUAAAUUAUGAGACUUAAGUGACAUAGGAAUCAGGCCAAAAAACACAAACAAAGCAACAAAAAAAAAACAAAAAUCCAGUUAGCAAAACGAUUGAUUGUGUGCCGCUGAAUGUUGGUAAGGAGCACUGUAAAUGUAAAAUUCGCUGCGUAAAGCGUAAACCAAAUAAACGGACGAUUCAAAAUCGAGCAUCCCGCUUUGGAGAAACAAUGUUAAAAGCUGACAAUGUAAUAAAGGUUUUUUUUUAUAAUAAAACAGUUAAAACGAA